AUGGCCAUCAAAGACAAAGAAAAGAAACUCUUUGUUUCUUCACCAAGAAACUAUGCGGCAGAACUCAAAUUUCUCCUCACAUCAUUACUACUUCUAUGCACCAUUGCUACUCUCUUUCACUUCAUUCCUUCUUCUUUCACUAUCUCAGCUUCUGAUCUCAGACUCUGUAUCUCAAGAAUCUCUCAAACCCCACCACCACAAGCUUCUUCCAUUAUCCAUGAAAAACUCAUUACCAACAACACCAUCAAACGUUUCUUCAACCCUUAUGGCUCAGCAGCCUAUAACUUCAUCACAAUGAGUGCUUAUAGAGGAGGACUCAACACAUUUGCCAUCAUUGGUCUUUCUUCAAAGCCUCUUCAUGUUUAUGGAAAUCCUAGUUAUGAAUGCGAAUGGAUCCCUUACACAAACACUUCCUUAGAAAAAAUUACUACAAAUGGUUACAAGAUUCUCCCUGAUUGGGGCUAUGGCCAUGUCUACACUGUUGUUGUUGUUAACUGCACUUUCAAUGACACAAUCAACCGCGAAAACAAUGGCGGAAAGUUAAUGCUUUACGCUUCAACAUCAGGUGGUGGUGACAGAAGCUUCAAUCUUACUGAUAAAAUGGAAGUUCUUGUUGAGCAGCCUAAACUUUUGGAUCACACCCUUUUUGAUUCAAAGCCAAAGUUUGAAUUUUUAUACUGUGGAUCAUCUUUGUAUGGGAAUUUGAAUCCACAAAGAGUGAGAGAAUGGAUAGCUUAUCAUGUGAGACUAUUUGGGCCAAACUCACAUUUUGUGAUACAUGAUGCUGGUGGUGUUCAUGAAGAGGUUUUGGAGGUUUUGAAGCCAUGGAUUGAACUUGGUUAUGUUACAUUGCAAGAUAUUAGAGAUGAAGAAAGAUUUGAUGGAUAUUAUCAUAAUCAGUUCAUGGUUGUGAAUGAUUGUUUGCAUAGAUAUAAGUUUAUGGCUAAGUGGAUCUUCUUUUUUGAUGUUGAUGAGUAUAUUUAUGUUCCUCCAAAGAGUACUAUUAAGACUGUGGUUGAUUCUCUUUCUGACUAUUCUCAGUUCACAAUUGAACAGAUGGCUAUGAGUAGCAAGGUUUGUCUCUCUCAUGAUUAUGGAAAAACUUACAGAAAAUGGGGAUUUGAGAAGCUUGUGUAUAGAGAUGCAAUAACAGGAAUUAGAAGAGAUAGAAAAUAUGCUGUUCAACCAAGAAGCCUAUAUGCAACUGGAGUCCACAUGUCAGAAAAUUUAGAUGGAAACACAACUCACAAAACUGAAGGUAGGAUCAAAUAUUUUCACUACCAUGGAACCAUAGCACAAAGGAGAGAAACAUGCAAGUUGCUAGUGAAUUCUACAAAAAUCACUUAUGAAAAAACUCCUUAUGUGUUGGAUACUACAAUGAGAGACAUUGCUGGUGUCAUUAAGAAAUUUGAGCUUAAGAUGAUUGGAUCAAGGUUGCAAAAUACAAGACAAUGA
Lathyrus sativus (Indian pea) is the source of this 1455-nucleotide messenger RNA. The record is from the annotation of a GenBank genome assembly. Lineage: Eukaryota; Viridiplantae; Streptophyta; Magnoliopsida; Fabales; Fabaceae.